AUGGAUAACCCCCCUGUCAUAGUUGGCGUGGCCUGCCGAGUGGCCGGUGCAAACAGUCCAAGCAAGCUGUGGGACAACAUUUUACAGAAAAAGGACUUGCGCAGGGAGAUGCCGCCGGAAAGGUUCAAUGUCGACGCCUUUUACCAUCCAGAUCGCCUGAAUAACGGAACGACCAACGCGCGCCAUGGCUACUUUCUUGACCAGCCAUUAGGUCAUUUCGAUGCCGAGUUCUUUGGGAUCUCGGGGAAGGAAGCAGCUGCAAUGGAUCCACAGCAGAGAAUCCUCUUAGAAGUGGUGUACGAGGCACUUGAAAAUGCGGAAAUUCCUCUGAAGGACAUCCGAGGCACUAAUACCUCGGUGUACUGUGGUACCUUUGCCAAUGCCAAUGACUACAAUUCACUACAGGCAAAGGAUCUCGAGAAUUACCCUAUCUAUGCGCUUACUGGGACAGGAAACCCAAUCCUCAGCAACCGCAUUUCUUACCUGUAUGACUUGAGAGGCCCUAGUAUGACGAUCGACACAGCCUGCUCUUCGUCACUCGUCGCGUUCCAUCUGGGAUCCCAAUCAUUAUUGAACGGUGAAUCUAGCAUAUCCAUUGUCGCUGGGACAGCCCUUCAAUUUGCACCGAACAUCUAUCAGACAAUAUCAGACAUGGGUUUUCUUAGUGAUGACGGCCGUUGCCGCUGUUUCGAUGCUCAGGGAGGUGGCUAUGUACGAGGCGAUGGUGUAUGUGCAGUCAUUCUAAAGCGUCAACGUGACGCAAUUUCCACUGGGAACAAAAUCCGAGCAGUGAUGCGAGGAACAGCAGCAAAUCACGAUGGGAAAACAGAGGGUAUUACACUACCAUCGGCUGAGGCCCAGGCUGCCCUGUUCCGAACGGCCUACCGCUCUGCAGGCAUAGACCCAGUGGAUACCCAAUACUUCGAGGCUCAUGGUACAGGCACGAGAGCCGGUGAUCCGCGCGAAGCGAGGGCCAUUGGUGAGGUCUUUGGAACAGAAAGAAGGCAGGAGCCGAUUUGGGUCGGCAGUGUCAAGCCCAAUAUCGGCCAUCUCGAAGGCGCUGCCGGUCUCUCUGGACUCAUAAAAACCACACUCGCUUUGGAGAAAGGAUUAAUCCCGCCUAACAUGUUGUUUCAUGACCCAAACCCGGUUAUUAAGUUUGAACAAUGGAAGAUCCGGGUGCCAACGAGUGAGACAGUUUGGAGCACCUUGAAUGAUAUGCCGCGCCGUGCCAGCAUUAACUCUUCUGGAUAUGGAGGCUCCAACGCACAUGUGAUCCUUGAGGGCUAUGAUAAUGGCAGGUGCGACAAGGAAGAAGGAGUUGACCGUUUAUGGCCAGCAGAGAAACGAUCAUACCUACUCCCAAUCACUUCUCACAGCCCAGAUGCUGGGGCCCGUGGACUGCACGCGAUGAUAGAGUAUCUGAAUAAUAAAGAUACGUUACGCAUAGCCGACUUGGCUCAUACUCUUACCACGAAGAGAACGUUGCACCACUGGAGAACAUAUUGCAUCGGCUACGAUCCACAGUCGGUUGUUGAGGGCUUGACUGCAGUACGCCCCACAUCACGCUGGGUAGAUGCAAGUAGCCCUGUGAAGAGAGUGGGUUUUAUAUUCACCGGGCAGGGUGCUUUGUCAUUCGAUACCGGUAGAGACUUGAUCGAGCAGUUUCCCUUGUUCCGUGAGGUCCUGGAAAAGUGUGAUGCAGUAUUACAGUCGCUUCGAGAUGGACCUUCCUGGACCAUUAGAGAAGAGCUCCUGCGCAGCCAGGAUGUCUCCAGACUAACCGAGUCCCAAUUUUCGCAGCCAAUUUCCACCGCCAUACAGCUCGCCUUGGUGUGCUUAUUGAAAGCCUGGGGAGUCACUCCCACUGCUGUCUGUGGACACUCAUCUGGUGAGAUCGCCUGUGCGUACGCGGCUGGGAUAAUCUCGCUCGAAGCAGCGAUUGUCAUUGCUUACUACAGAGGCGUAUAUAUGAGCCGAGGAACACAGACAGGUCUAUCUGGCGCCAUGAUGGCUGUUGGAAUGGGGCAGAGCUCCGCUAUGCAAGAGGUCCAUAGCUUUGAAGGCCGCCUGAACAUUGCUGCAAUAAAUGGUCCUACCAGUGUCACAAUAUCCGGAGAUAAAGAUGCUAUCAUCGAACUCAAGGAGUCCUUAGAUGGUCGUGGAGUAUUUACACGGCUGUUGAAGGUUGAGCAAGCAUACCACUCCCAUCAUAUGGUACCCCUCGCACCAGGAUACCAACGCGCCAUCGAAGAGCUCCCAAGCUUCAGAACCCAGAGUGCUAAUUGUCGCAUGUUUUCUAGUGUCACAGGACGAGUGUGCCAUGGAGACGAAAUGACAGCUAGUUACUGGGCUCAAAACAUGGUUUCUCCGGUCUGUUUCUCGGAUGCACUAACAGGAAUUGUCUUGGAUGAUGAGGAUCAACAAAAUGUUGAUGUCCUUCUUGAAAUUGGACCACACCCUGCGCUGAAAAGCCCAGCCACAGAGACAGUUUCUUCCCUGUCACUGACACUUCCAUACUUUGGAACACUAUCACGCAACCAGUCCGCUCAGAAGUCUUUGCUAGAAGCGAUCGGACAGAUGUUUUGUCUUGGAUAUCCCGCCAAAUUGGAAGCAAUCAACCAGAGACAGACCGUCGUCGACGGUAGCGUUGUUCACCAGCCAGCCACUGAGAGGCUUUAUGACCUUCCUUCCUACUCUUGGAAUCAUAAAGAUUAUUGGUUUACGACUCGGUUAGUGUCGGAGCACGUACACCGUCCAUGGAAACAUGCUCUUCUCGGUGCCCCUGUUCCGGGUUCAAUGAGAAACAUGCCGCGGUACCGCAACUACAUUCGGCUCAGCGAGCUUCCCUGGCUGAAAGACCAUGUAAUUGACUCCAAGGUUGUCUUCCCCGCGGCAGCUUUUGUCUGUAUGGCGAUCGAGGGUGCGGUACGGAUUGAGUCUGAGCGAGUUAACAUGAAGAUGAUCAAGGUCAGGGAUGUUUCCAUCAAAGCGGCCCUAACUUUACGGGAAGACUCGGAACAAGGGCAUGAAAUACUGACGGAGCUCUACCCCGCCACAACCUCGUCGCGCACAACGUCGGAUACAUGGUUUGAGUUUGUAAUAAUAUCCUACGAUGAGGCCAAUGAGGGGAUAGAACAUUGUCGCGGUCGGAUCAGCGUCGAUUAUGGUCUUCCCCAGCCAAUCAAACCAACCAAAACAUAUCCUCACCUAGAGGAUUUGUUAGAGCAGUCAGACCGCUACAUGACACCCUCGGCACUUUAUUCACGACUCGAGGACCUGCAUUCGGUGUAUGGUCCACGGUUCGCCCUUAUCAAAAAUGAUGUCUCCACGGGAGAUGGGUUUGGUGUGACAACAAUGUCUUUCGACCCCAAGUUUCAGACACCUCACGAGCUCAGUCAGAAAACAAUCAUCCAUCCAACAUUCUUGGAUGCCUCUUUCCAUGUUAUGUUUCUUGUCAUUGAGGCACUUCUGAACAGACAGAUGUCACAGGCAUUUGUGUCCACCUUUAUGGGGUCACUGGACAUCUCAGGCAUGCUUGUCAAGACCGCCGGCACGUCGGACGUGCAACAUUAUAACGUUUAUACAUUCACGGAGCUACCCAGUCCCAGACUUGCAAUUAAUGAUAUUAUAAUAGCUCAACCAAAUGGCAAUAUUGUUAUCGAGGCACGCAACAUUGAAGCUACUGCUGUGGAGACGCGGAGUGCAAAGGCGAGCAACCGAACCUUGUUCUUCCGGCAGCGCUGGCAGCCCUGUUUUGACUUUCUGUCGGAUAAAUCCAUGAUUCCUUUGGGAAGCAGAGAACAGGAUGUAAAUCAGCUACUAGACCUAUUCAGUUUCCAAUAUCCUAUGGCAAGAAUUCUCUACAUCACCUCCGAGCCAAAUAAGGUGCCAGCUAUUGUUGAGGAAUCUCUGUGGUUCAAGGGAACUCAACGGGCACGGUUCCAAGAACUGAAUAUCUGGGUGGUCGGGAAGGCAGAUCAACAAAUACUUACAUCGUUCAACAAAGGUUCGAUUUCAUCUACUGAGCCUACCGGCCGUUAUGAUCUGGUGGUGGUCGAUGCCAAUUUAGAUCACUUCGGGAAUCCGAAGGUUUCUGAAUUUUUGAACGACUCGGGUGCAGUCAUGGCAAAGGCGUCGUUUACUGGAGAGGGUGCUAUGGACCAAAUCCUUACACCUCAGCCGUGGGGCAUCUUCAGACCUGUACAUGCAACGAAACACGCUAUCGCUCCGCCAGAAGUAUCACUUGUCAUGCCAGCGUCAUAUCGACGGUCAGAGCGAACAGCAGCCGUUCUACAGCACUUACAAUUAUCGCAAAACAUCAACAUCGCUUCCACGAUGGAGCUCCAGGAAGUCCCGAAGUACGGCCUCGUCACAUCGGUAGUAAUUGUGCUUGCUAUCCUAGAUGAACCAUUUGACUCCACAGACAACACCUGGAUCGGCGUCCGGGAACUGCUACAGACUGAAAAUAUCAAGGUCAUUUGGCUGGUUGAGGGAGCGACCAUGGAGUGCGAAAACCCAGAUCAAGCCGCACUGCUCGGGCUUUUGAGAACAGCGCGGAACGAAAACCCAGAUUCAUUCUUCGUGUCACUUGACGUGAAAGAUAAAAGCACAGCUGAUUCAAUUGCCGAGCGAGUUAUCGAAGUCGCCACGUACGAUAAACAAGAAGAGGAGUUUGCUGAGCGAAAUGGGCAGAUCUACAUUCCACGAGUGGAGGAAGAUGUGGAUCUCAACCGAAAGCUCCCCCAUGGUGUAGGAACCGAACCACAACUUGAUAGAUUCGGUGAUUACCCAGCACUCACGCUUCGUAUUGGGCAGGUUGGGCUUCUUGAAUCUUUGCAUUUCGUGGAAAAUCAGGAUAUCCUGUCCCGUUCAUUGAGCGAUGAUGAAGUCGAGAUCAAGGUUGCGGCGUCAUCGCUCAACUUUCACGAUAUUGCAGUUGCCACGGGUAUUAUCCAGUACUAUCAAAUGGGCGACGAAUGUGCGGGAUUCAUCACACAAGUUGGUAAAAGUGUUGAUGAAACGGAGUUCAAGGUAGGAGACAGGGUUGUGGCUUUCAGCCCGGGUAUGGGGGCCCAUGGCACCGUCGUUAGACCACCAGCCAGGUUCUGUCACAAGGUUCCCAGCUCCGUAGAACUUACUGAGGUAGUGAGCCUCCCGGUGAUUCUUUCUACGGCUCUAUACUGCCUUGUGGACAUCGCACGGCUACAGUCUGGGGAAACGGUUCUGAUUCAUGCAGGAGCUGGUGGUGUGGGGCAAGUAGCCAUUCAGAUUGCACAAAACAUCGGCGCUCGGGUUUUCGUGACCUGCUCUAAACCAAAGAGAAGGUUUCUUCGCGAGCGUUAUGGUCUGGCUGAUUCAGAGAUAUUCUCCUCCCGAGAUGAUGGAUUCACUGCUGAGAUCCUCACCGCAACUAACGGCGAGGGUGUAGAUGUCGUCUUGAAUAGCUUGGCCGGUCAUCUAUUGCAAGCAUCGUGGGGAUGUAUCAAGAAAUUUGGCCGCUUUAUCGAAAUCGGGAAGCGUGAUAUACAUAAAAACUCAGGCUUAAACAUGGAGCCAUUCCGCCGCAACGCCACCUUUGCGGCCGUCGAUAUGGUGCUCGUGUUUCAGGAGCGACCGAGCUUGGGCCGCGAAAUCCUUGCCAGGGGCCUCGAUAUGUUCUGUCGUGGCAUCAUCAAACCCCCUUCGGAGCUGCAUACGUUUUCCUUCGGUCAGGUUGAAAAGGCCUUCCGGAUGUUACAACUCGGUCGCAAACCAGGGAAAGUGAUACUGAUCCCAAAGGACGAUGACACAGUCCUCGUAAAACCGACCCCAUAUCAACAACUGCCACUCUUCAUUCCCUCCAAAACAUAUUUACUUGUUGGUGGACUUGGUGGACUGGGAACUGCCCUUGCAGAAUGGAUGCAUCUUCGUGGCGCGAGGAAAUUCGCUUUUCUCUCACGCUCGGGUGCAACGACCCCGGAGGCUCGGAAAACUGUUACCUGGCUUCAGUCGAAGAGAGCAUCAGUCGAUAUUUAUCAAGGGGAUAUUGGUAUUUUGGCUGAUGUUAAAAGCGUUGUGGAUAGAAUCAGCCACAGCCUCGGAGGGAUUUUCCACGUGGCUGUUGAGCUCCACGAUGCCAUGAUCCGCUCUACUAGCUUGACGCAAAUUCGGAAGUCUCUGCACACAAAGUGCCAGGGAGCCAAGAACCUCCACGAGGCUUCUAUUGGUCUCAACCUUGACUACUUCGUUUGUUUCUCGUCUGUAUCAGACAUCUGCGGAAACAAAGGACAGGGAGCUUAUGGAGCGGCAAAUGCUUGGAUAGACGCCUUUAUGCGGUGGAGACGUGAGAAUGGCUUUGUCGCAACUGCAAUGAACGGCGGUACUGUCACCACUCGCGGUCUAGUUGCGAACAAUGUCACAGCCAAGCAAAGCUUGGAACGAAGCAAGUGGGAUAUUCUCACUGAAAAGGAACUUAUGUAUCUGGCAGAGGAGUGCGUCACGCUCCGAGAGCCCCACCCGUGUCCACCAGGUCUGGAUUGGCAUCAAAUAAUAGUCGGCGUCAAUGUCAAUGAUCCUGAUGUAUUCUGGGCGGAUCGAUCCCUGUUCCGCAACCUCUAUGCCAACAGAGCCUACGGGAAGGGGUUAACAACAGCAAAUAAUGCCAAGAAUAUUGGUUCCCUCAUUAAGACCGCAGGUGACAAAGAUACCUUGAAUCAGGUUGUACUGGAAGCCUUUUUAGGAAAGAUAGCAUCUGUUCUUGGUGUUGGGGUCUCAUCGGUGUUGGCCGACAACCCUUUAUCUCACUAUGGCCUCGACUCCAUUAUAGCUAUUGAGUUUCGAAGGUGGUUCACGGAGGUCCUUGAGGUCGACAUAUCUAUGUUUGACAUUCUCGCCGCGAAGUCCAUUCAUUCUCUCGUCUUGAAAGCCACUAGCUCAAUGUCGACAAACCUUGGUCACCAAGGCCAGGGGCAGAGGAAACAUGAAAGCACUCACACUCCCUCGUCCAUCAACUCCAACAUCCCAACAUCAAAGGGGGAAAUCAUUAGAUCUCUUACACAAUCUAAAGCUCAGGCUCCUUUGUCCACGUAUCAGAUGAGCUUGGCAAAGUUGAUCAGAGAGGAUUCGAAUAUGUCGGCCGUUGUGAACAUUCGAGGCAUGCCCUCAGUCGAAGGGCUAGAAGGCGCUUUCCGCAUUCUCGUCCACCGCCACAGCGCGCUAGGUACAGCUAUCCCUAAACUCGGGGAUAUAAACAUACAGUAUCACAUGGCUAUGGGCAGAUUCAAUCUCAUGUUUUAUGACAUGACCAAGUUGGACAACCCGGCCGACAAUAUCGACAAGUCAAUUUCCCAGAAAAGGAGACUCCCACUCAACGUACGAAAUGGUGAAGUCGGCGCCGCCAUCUUAUUAAGACUUGAUAGUAGUCUGCACAAACUACUUAUCAUUGCACAUCCUCUGUGUUUCGAUGGAUCCAGUCUGGCUAUCUUCCUCGAGGAAUGGUGCAGGCUUUAUGAUGUCAUUGUGAAUGAUCAGGAUACAACAACUGUCAAGCAACCUCAGCUUACAUACGGGGACUUUGCUUUGUGGCAAAGCGCUCGACUGAACAGCAAGGUGCCAUCACAUGCUAGGAGCAUCAGCGGAGUCUGUAGCAGACCAUGUCUGGACGCUAUAAGCAACUCAGCUCCCGCUAAUCAGCUUCCAGGUGGAGGAAGCGAUCGAAUCCGCGUUACCCUCUCCCUGGCGCCCAACAUGUUCUCACGCAUGAAGCGAAUAACAGCUUCUGUUGGAGCUCUGCCUGCCCAUUUUAUACUUGCAGCCUUGCAAAGCUUCUUGCUCUCGCAGAAUGGUGCUUCAGACACAUGUAUUUUUGUGAUCGACGAGGGAAGGCCUCAUGUGGAUGUAGAGCGAACGAUUGGUUGUUUCACCAGAAUUACUCCCGUCCGGUUUUCCAUUGGGUGGAACAGUAUCCUAACCUUCGAGGCUCUACUUCGAAAUGCUAAAGAAUCUGCAACUGAGGCCAUGGAAAAUACAGACGUGGAUAUUGCACGCAUUGAAAGACAUGGCUGCAUCUCUCCUGGAACCAGAGAAAGCUCUACAAUUACGCAGGUAGCCCUUCAAUAUGAGGGCUAUAACCAGGUGGGGAUUUUCCAAGCCGCAGACUUCGAUAUGUCUGUACAAGACCACAUGCUACUGCCAUUGCAGGUGCCUAUUUUCUUGAAAGCUAUUGAACGCGGCCAGGGCGCUCUUGCAAGAUGCCUGCAGUCUGAAAUUAUCUAA
Messenger RNA from Aspergillus piperis CBS 112811, 8256 nucleotides. Its product is annotated as lovastatin nonaketide synthase. The transcript has 6 exons. Gene Ontology annotation, molecular function: phosphopantetheine binding; fatty acid synthase activity; oxidoreductase activity. The record is from RefSeq and is a predicted model, not a curated record. Gene Ontology annotation, biological process: fatty acid biosynthetic process; secondary metabolite biosynthetic process. Lineage: Eukaryota; Fungi; Ascomycota; Eurotiomycetes; Eurotiales; Aspergillaceae. Bases 1 to 8256 code for a protein of 2751 amino acids.